GCUUAGUUUCAACAGGGAAAAUGGGUCGAUCGUUUUAUGUAAAUCUAUGUUUUGAUGGGGUGAAAUAAUGUCCUUUCCAGCAGGAAAUUUAAUGAUCUCUUUUUAAUUAAAGGCUAUUCGAAAUUAAUGCAUAAAGAUUUCGUCUGCAAACACCACUUUCAUAAUGAUGUGGAUACUGGUUACAUGGCUGCCGACAGUCGUUGCUAGUGUCGGGACUUCUGAAUAUGAUCACUUUACAUUCGCACAGUCUUGGCCACCCGGCGUUUGUGCUUUAGCAGGCGAGGUUCAUAGCUGCCAAGUGGACAGAAACAUCACCACGUGGACCAUACAUGGACUCUGGCCUACGAACGGUAGCCAUGAGGGUCCUUAUCACUGCAGCGAAGAGCCAUUCGAUGAGAACCAAAUUGCCAGUCUUAAAAACGAACUUUUGAUCUACUGGCCCAAUCUGUUUAAAGAUACGGAAGCAGACCGGUUGUGGGACCAUGAAUGGACGAAACACGGUGUUUGUGCCAAGGACGUUCCUGCCACAAAUGGAGAAUACAAUUACUUUAGCAAGGGGCUUGAACUCAACAGGAAGUAUCCCCUGCUCCAGAUCCUGGAAGUUGCAGGCAUAACACCAAAUAAGACGACUUAUUACACCAUUGGUCAAGUGCAUGACGCAGUGAAGAACACCACUGGGGUUGAGGCUGUCUUUAUGUGCUAUUGCGUUAGAAAGAGACGCAUGCACCCAGAAAAACGUUAUAUCCUGACCGAGAUUCAGAUCUGCCUCGAUAAAACGAAGUUCACUCCAGUUGCUUGUCCUAACGUACAAAUUUAAACGAAACAGAUGUCCUGGUUUCUCCAAAUGUCCCAAACAUUUCUCGUAUCCGCCAAUACAGUAUGGUCCCGACGAAACGAUCUAUUUCGAAAGGUUUGGGGCGUUAUCUGGUAUAUGAUAAACGUGGAAAACAGCAACAAAUAAAGACAAUGCAUUCGUUUCAAUAUAUAAUAUAUAGAACAUAUAUUUAAAUACGUGAAGAUUGUAUACAUUAUUUAAAUCUUUACAACAAAUGUAUUUUCAUUUCACAAGUACAUGUAGGAAUGGUAAAAAAACACAAACUAUUGCGCCUUAAUACGCCAUAAUAAUGCCCAAUCAGAUUUGACCUUAUGUCAAAGGUCAAGUACACAAUAAGGGAUUACAAAGGCACCAAAACACAUCACUUGGCUCUGUCGUUGAAGUUAUUGUAUUAUUAUUUUAUUAUACAUUAUCGUCCUCCUUUGUACAUGUUUAUUUUGUUUUCUAUGUAGCAUUACGAUUGUUUUGUAGCAUUUAGGCAUUAUAAUGUAUUCCAUUUUUAAUCAUCUGAUAGUGCAUGAAGUCUCUUAUGUUUGAGUAUUUUUUUAUGCGUUAUCAAAAUAAACUUGUUCAUUUUCA
Molecule: messenger RNA, 1414 nt
Organism: Dreissena polymorpha
Lineage: Eukaryota; Metazoa; Mollusca; Bivalvia; Myida; Dreissenidae
Product: ribonuclease Oy-like
Exons: 10
Coding region: 164-817 (217 amino acids)
Biological process (GO): RNA catabolic process
Cellular component (GO): extracellular region
Molecular function (GO): RNA binding; ribonuclease T2 activity
Source: RefSeq, a predicted model, not a curated record